AUGUCGAGUCAAACAACAACACAGAUCUCCGAAGUGGAUCAGCUUCGCCUGAAGGCCAGCAACAGCCCCGCCAACGACUGGAUGGCCGACUUGGCCAGAGAUGGUUAUGCUGUGGUCAAAGGUGCCGUCGCACAGGAGAAGGCUGCACAAUACGCUGAGCGCAUGUACCAAUAUCUCGAAGGCUUUGGCCUCGGUUUUGACAGAAACGAUCGCUCCACAUGGAACUCUGACCACCUGCCGGAGAUCAACAACAAGGGCAUGUGCCUUGAUUACGCUAUCGCCCACGAGGACUUCGUCUGGGACAUCCGAUCAGAGCCUGGUGUCGUAGGAGCAUUCGAACAAUGGUUGAAGACCGAAGACCUAAUCGUCUCAUUCGACGCCGUCAACUUCGGCUUGACUGGUCGCAAAGACUUGGCACCCAACUCGCCCUGGCCCCAUCAAGAUCAGGACCCCACAAAGAAUGGCUUCCGCUGCUUGCAAGGUCUUGUCAACAUCCUUCCCAAUGGACCGAACGACGGUGGCCUCAUUGUUCUCAAGGGUGGCCACCUCGUCAGCGAGCAAUUCCACAAGGAGGUCGGUUUCCCAGAAAAGGAACGUAACGAGCACAUUCCCGCUUGGAAUCCGGAGUGGUACGGCUUUACCGACAAUGGCAUGAAGUGGUUCGAAGGAAAGGGCCUCGAAUGGGUCAAGGUGUCCGCAGAGCCUGGUGACCUUCUUCUCUGGGACUCGAGAGUCCCGCAUUACAACCUGAGCUCCACAACAGACCAGAAUCGCUUCUGUGUGUACACUUGUUACAUGCCUGUGGCCGAUGCAAGCCAAGAGGACCUCAAGCGCAAGAAGACUGCCUUCGAGGGCUGGUUCGGCACCACCCAUUGGCCGAACGCCCAGGUCCUAGGACGCAACUCAGCCAAGAGAAAUGGCGUACUCGAUCCUUUCAACAGAACGGAGCCUGUCAACAAGCCUCAGCUGAGUGAGCGCGCAUAUCGUCUCACUGGUAUUCCGUACAUCAAGGCGUAA
This is a messenger RNA of Aureobasidium namibiae CBS 147.97, 1017 nucleotides long. RefSeq lists its product as uncharacterized. NCBI's taxonomy places the organism in Eukaryota, Fungi, Ascomycota, Dothideomycetes, Dothideales, Saccotheciaceae. The transcript has 3 exons. The record is from RefSeq and is a predicted model, not a curated record. Bases 1 to 1017 code for a protein of 338 amino acids.